Molecule: messenger RNA, 2014 nt
Organism: Fusarium odoratissimum NRRL 54006
Lineage: Eukaryota; Fungi; Ascomycota; Sordariomycetes; Hypocreales; Nectriaceae
Exons: 2
Coding region: 187-1590 (467 amino acids)
Biological process (GO): carbohydrate metabolic process
Source: RefSeq, a predicted model, not a curated record
UCUCGCCCUACGUAAUCGGAGGGAUAAUAAUGCGACAGCUGUAACACAACUCUGACAACUUCCAUUCUCAUGUUGACUUUGUCCUUUGACGUCCAAUUGACACCGACCUAAGUUGCAAGAAAUUGCUAUGUUGCCAUCCUAAUAUCACCAUUCCCAAGUCAACAGCAUACCUUCUAGCCUCCCAUCAUGUCACUUCGCCUACUGGCAUCAAGCUUGCUUGGCUUGAGCGCGACCCUCGCCAGCGCCAGUCCAGAUGACGAACAGAGACCUCUUGGCGACUACCAUCGUAUAUGUCCCGACUAUACACGAUAUGCAGCAUAUCCUCACCGACCUUUCAGUACUGGCCCUCGAGAGCUCCCCUACCAAAGACCAACCACGAAAUGCCGGACAUUUCAAUCAGACGCCAUCGAAAAGGUCAUUGAAGAUGUGACGUCACGUAUGAAAGACCCCGAUCUAGCACGACUCUUCGAGAACGCAUUCCCUUCGACGACCGAUACAACCGUCAAGUUCCAUACCAAAGGAAAAGAAGAUACAGGCUUCUUCCGCAUGGGAAGCUUUGGAGGGUUCCAUGAUGAGGGAGCUUGGCAGGGACCGCAAUCCUUCAUCAUAACGGGUGACAUUAUCGCGGAAUGGCUACGCGACUCAACAAACCAAUUGCGCCCUUACCAGCCGCUUGCGAAGAAGGAUCCCGCCAUUCACACAUUAUUGCUCGGUGCCAUCAACACCCAGGCCGAAUAUGUGAUCGAGUCCCCAUACUGCAAUGCCUUUCAACCUCCGCCUAUCAGCGACUUACCUCUCUCGUCUAAUGGACAAGAAGACAACGUACACCCAGCAUAUGAGCCACAAGCAGUAUUCGAAUGCAAGUAUGAGCUAGAUUCUCUAGCACAUUUCCUCGCUCUUGGCAACGACUUCCACGAUCACACCGGCUCGACUAACUUUUUAACCAAGAGAUGGUACCGCGCUGUUGAAACUUUACUAAACGUGCUGACUGAGCAAUCCAAGUCGACCUUCGACCCCAAGACUGGCGAGUUUCAGCGUAACGAGUACACAUUCUCGCGGCGCACCGAUAUUGGAACUGAAACACUCAACUUGAAGGGUGUUGGUAAUCCUCUAAACUGGGGAACGGGCCUGGUUCGAUCAGCCUUCCGACCCAGCGACGAUGCAACAAUUCUCGGUUUCUUCAUCCCCGCCAAUGCGCAAAUGUCUGUCGAACUGAAGCGAGCAUCCAAGAUUCUUACGAUGGUGGGUAAAACAACACUAGCUCAGAAAUUAGAGACUUGGAGCACAAAGCUCCGCGAAGGCAUCAUGGAGCAUGGCGUGGUCAAGCACAAGAAAUAUGGAGAUGUGUUUGCAUAUGAAGUAGAUGGAUAUGGCUCCUCGAUCCUAAUGGACGACGCCAAUUAUCCUUCAUUACUGGCACUUCCCCUAAUGGGAUUCUGUGAGGUCAACGAUCCAAUUUACCAGAACACAAGGAAGAUGUUGUUGGAAAAGAGUGGAAAUCCUUACUAUCUUGAAGGAAAUGCAUUCAAGGGUAUUGGAGGUAAGAUGUCUAAUACAUACACGAUUAUUGCGGCCACUGACAGUUCAUAGGACCACAUAUCGGGUUAAGAAACGCGUGGCCGAUGAGUCUUCUCAUUCAGGCUCGAACCUCUGACAACGACAAAGAGAUCAAAGAAUGCAUUGAACUUGUGCUCGACUCCGCCAGGCUGGGCUUGGUCCACGAGAGUAUUGAUGUUCAGCACAUCACUCAAUACACAAGAAGUUGGUUCGCCUGGGCAAAUGGUGUAUUUGCAUCAACGAUCUUGGACUUGGCUAAGAGGAAACCACACCUGAUCUUUGGCGAGGGCGCUGCACCGUAUGAGAUAUGAUUGACGAGAAUGCUGGAGCAUAUGGUGUUUGUGACAAAAAGUAGUUCAAUAAUAAAUGCUUUAUAGUUCCUGUACUGGCUUGAGCACAGACAAUUGUCGUGAUCUUCCACUCAAGAAUAGACAAUGCAAAUGAUAAUCAAGUGCAA